GCCUAGCCCCAGAAAUAACCUACCGCUCUAACUCUCUAAUCAAAGAAACCAAACUCAAAGAAACAAAAGAGGAAGAAGGGAUCAAUAAGAUCAGAUAUAUCAUAAUAUGGGUCACCAUUCUUGCUGCAACCAGCAAAAGGUUAAGAGAGGACUUUGGUCACCUGAAGAAGAUGAAAAGCUCAUCAGAUAUAUCACUACACAUGGCUAUGGAUGUUGGAGUGAGGUUCCUGAGAAAGCUGGGCUUCAAAGAUGUGGCAAGAGUUGUCGUUUGAGAUGGAUUAAUUACUUGAGGCCUGACAUAAGAAGAGGAAGAUUUACUCCAGAGGAGGAGAAGUUGAUAAUUAGCCUUCAUGGUGUUGUUGGAAACAGAUGGGCUCAUAUUGCAAGUCACUUGCCUGGAAGAACAGACAAUGAGAUUAAGAACUAUUGGAAUUCUUGGAUUAAAAAGAAGAUACGAAAGCCUUCAGCAACUGCAACAAUAACCAAUGCAACUACCAGUACUGAUCAUUCAAAUAUAAAUUAUACCUCAAACCAACUAGAUUUAGGUCAUCAAGAUUUGACAAGGCCACAAGUUCAAGAAACCCUAUUUUCGUCUUCAGCUCCCUUAUUUAUGUUUGACACCAGUACUGCCUCACUUGAUGGAAUUGUGGAUAGUAGUGUACGUGGGGAACUUUUUCAUGAUUCGGCAAGCUUAAACACUGAAACUUGGAAUUCAAGCCAGCACCAUCAUGUUCAAGCAGUACUGCCACCCCAAGCAACAUUUAGUAUUGGAAUGGAUACAAAUUACCUGCCUCCAUUGAUUGACAACAUGGAGAACAUGGUGCCUAUUGAGAUGCAAUCCUGUAGCAUGAAUGACGAAGGAGAGAUAUCAUUGGAAUGCUUACAAAGACAAGAGUUGAAUAUUGAAUGGGUGGAAUCCCAACAGUGCUCAAACUUUCUUUUUUGGGAUAAUGUUGAAGGACCACUUGGUGGAGAAGAAAUUGUACCAACUUCAUCAAGUAUGGGAGCUGCUACACUCUCUUCUUUCCCUUCAUCUCUAUAAGAUAUUUAUAAUGGUGAAAACGGCCUCUCAUUUCUCUUCCCUCUUCAUCUUUUUAUAGAGCUUUCAGAAUGGUCCAGGGCUUCAGGCUUUUGAAGACAGCUUGUUGAUUUCUUUUCUUUCAUUUCUACCCCGCCUUUUAACUCCCACAGGUGAGAUUGUGAGAAUUGAGGCAAUGAAAACAGAUAACUGCAUAAGGAUGCAUGUAAUCUUGUUUUCUUGGCGUUUGCAGAGGAAAGAAUAAAGGCAACACAACAAACCCCAGCAGAGUUUGAUCAUGAUUAUGGUGAUGUCAACGAGUGGUUUUUUUUUUCUUUCACUUUUUCAAGAAUUUUGAAUAACAGUUCUAAUGGACUUCGUGUAUAUCUUUCUUAUGACGAGCUGAUACAUUGAAAAAAGAAAAAAAAAAGUUAAAGGAGGGCAUACCACAUGCUGAAAUGUAAUUUAAGAAAUGAUUAUGGUAUCGAUCAUUGAAUG
Messenger RNA from Populus euphratica (Euphrates poplar), 1516 nucleotides. Its product is annotated as transcription factor MYB46-like. NCBI's taxonomy places the organism in Eukaryota, Viridiplantae, Streptophyta, Magnoliopsida, Malpighiales, Salicaceae. The record is from RefSeq and is a predicted model, not a curated record. The transcript is spliced from 3 exons. The coding region runs from base 107 to 1042 and encodes 311 amino acids.